Messenger RNA from Arachis ipaensis, 1745 nucleotides. Lineage: Eukaryota; Viridiplantae; Streptophyta; Magnoliopsida; Fabales; Fabaceae. The record is from RefSeq and is a predicted model, not a curated record.
CUGUGCACUGGAAGUAUUUGCCGUUGCUUCGUGACUUUUCUCAAAUUCAUAAGUUUAGUUGGGGUUCUGCUUGCCUUGCGCACAUGUAUCGAUCAUUAUGUCGGGCAUCGAGAUAUGAUUGCAAGGACAUGGAUGGUCCUUUGGCGUUGCUCCUUGUGUGGGCCUGGAUACGAAUGCCGACAAUAGGGCCUCUGCCGGUGGAUACCAGCUUUCCACUCACUCGCAGGUAAUAUUUAACUAAGUUGUCGAUUUUGGUUUUUUUUUCUGUAUUAAUUAGUUUCUAAUAUGAACAUGAUAUGGCAGGUGGAAUGAUUAUCAACCCACCACUGAGCACUAUAAAAAUUGGACAACCUCUGACGUCAGGAGAAGGUUGGAUGAUCUUCCUCUGGAUGGGUUUGUGUGGGACGCAUACAGUCCUAAUCGGGUUGCGCCUCAAGUUAUUCCAUUUGACAUUAACAAUGGUGCAAAUCUUUGGAGUGCAACUGUACCUUUAAUAUGUUUUGAGGCUGUGGAGUGGCAUCCGACUGACAGGAUUAGAAGACAGUUUGGCUUUCAUCAAGACCCCCCAGUCGAAGCUAUGAAACUUGGAGCGUCCCAUAACAUAGUGCUAACAGGUCCAAAGAAUAAGAACUGGGGCAUAGAACAUGCAGUAUGGAUCUCACAAUGGUUAAAUAGUUCUAUGUGUGUCUUAACAGGUGAACAUGUGGACAACUAUCAACCAUCUGACCAGUACAUGGACUGGUAUAUUGGUAAAUUUGGUGAUCACUUGCGGGUAUCCGAGCUUGCUGAGCAUGAGGAAGAAGGUCAACAAGAGCAACCACAUCAGCAAGAACAACAAACUCAGCAAGAACAACCACCUCAACAACAAGGACCACCUCAACAACAAGGACCACCAUACCCAUACCUACCAUAUCAACAGCCAUAUCCAUACCCACCACAACAUCCACACCCACAGUACUUACAGGAAUAUGCAAACCCUUUCACCCAACCUUUCAUACAACCACCAUACUCACAACCAUAUCCACAUUAUCCACCCCCACCAUACACACAAGAAUAUACACAACCUUUCACCCAUCCACCAUAUGAUCAGCCAUCUACCAUUUGUGAGGCAUACAGGCCGACACAGGUACCGCAAGAUUCAUUGACACGGUUACUAGGCGCAGUGGCACAGGAUGAGGAUCAAUAUAGACACAUUAUUGAUUGGGUACAGGGUCCCGAGUCAUCUCAGUGGGUUAAUGAUUUAUACUCUAUCCAAGACCCUAUACAGGUGCCAGUGGCUGACGUUGUUUCCGGACGAUUGUCUUUGGAUGCGAGGAAUCAACUGCGGGCCUAUUCUGAGCAUUCUAGGGCAAGAACUUCUAUUGAUUCAGUUAGGAGUGUCCACAGAGGCAUUGGAUGUUGCCAAAGUCCGGCACGAAUUUCUAUGUCUGAGGGUGACGAGGCGGAGAAUGAGGAUGCAGUUGAUGAGACUCCUGGAAGUGAGGAUAUGGUUGAUGAGACUCUUGCAGAUGAGGAUGAGGUUGAUCAACCUGGUACAGGUGAUGAUGUUAUGGAUGACGAUUCUGGUUCAGAUGUCCAAGGUCAAAGUAAAGGUUACAACCUUAGGAUUGAUCCGGCCCGUAAGAGUCGAUCUAGAUGGAGCCCGUCAUUGAUAAAGAAGAGGGUAAAAAAGGGAUGCUCUAAGGUGGCCGAAACCGUUAAGAAAAGUAUAUUUAAAUGAGUUAGCUCGGUUGUUUAUGGUUUAC